Hemicordylus capensis (graceful crag lizard) is the source of this 2877-nucleotide messenger RNA. It is a transcript of the gene CCDC87, whose product is annotated as coiled-coil domain containing 87. The transcript has a single exon. NCBI's taxonomy places the organism in Eukaryota, Metazoa, Chordata, Lepidosauria, Squamata, Cordylidae. The record is from RefSeq and is a predicted model, not a curated record. The coding region runs from base 104 to 2761 and encodes 885 amino acids.
GCGGGCGGAACCAAAGUCAGGUGCUCUGUGCCCCUGCCCGGAAAGGGAACAGCCUCUUCCGGGAACGCCGUUCCCAUGGCGACCGCUGGCCUCUUCCCCGGCCAUGGCCGCGCUCCGCCGCCCGCUGUAUUCCCUGGACGACACGGCGGAGCCCGCCCAGCAGCUGCGCGAGCAGUACCAGCGUCUCCUGGCUCCCCUGUCGCUCUUCCCCCGCCAGGCCCGGCUGAAGCACCCCCCGGCUCGUCCGCUGGCCGCCGCCUCCGCCUCCCCCAGUGGCCUCUCCUCUCCGCAGAAGCCGCUCCCGGCGCCGGUGUCCCUGGCCACCGCCCUGCAGCUGGUGAAAGGGCGCAUGGAACUAGGCCCCGAGUGGGAGCACAUCUCCCGCCAGUCGCAGAGGGUCUUCCAGGAGAUCAUCCUGGCCGAGGUCAGGCGGGUCUGGCCCGACGUCCAGCAGUCGCUCUACGACCCGGUCUUCAGCGCCGAGACCAACCGGGAGCUCUACCAGCACCUGCUGACCUACAUCUGCCUGGUCUGCCAGCACCUCUUCCUCCACUACCUGUGCCUCAUGGAGUACAGCCAUGCCCUCCAUGUCUUCACCGACUGCGCCAACCUCACCCGCUUCUCUGCUCAACUCUCCCUGGACUGCAGCAACUUCCUCAACGUGAAGAGCGUCCGCCACCGGCUGGUGAUGGAGAUGAAGACCCUGCAGAGCCCCCAGCCCGAGCAAAGCAGGAAGCACAUUACCCUGGAAGGCCAGCUGCGAACCUGCAUCCUCGGGGGCAGGCUGGGCUUCACCAUCAGUUACUUCAUCAUGCUCCUUCGGCCUCAGGUGCAGACGCUGAGGCAGAAGAUCGCCAAAGAUAUCAAAGAUCUCGAAGACCUGCCUCCACUGGACCUGAGCAAAAUUAAGAAUUUUAUCCAACCAACCCGGAGGGCGGCUGUCUUCUCCAGGCGGCCCUCAUGUGCCGCCAUAACAACGCCUUGUCAGCUUUACUCUGACGGGGAGAAGACGAAGGCGGGACGGAUGCGACGGGCUGGUUCCAUCUCUCUGAAGAGGACCCAAUCGCUACCCAAUAUGAGAGUGGGGCAGCUUCUAGCCGAUGAACUUGGGAUCCAUUUGUCGCUCAAGCCGCUGAGCCCUGAUCUGCUGACUCGCUACACGGAGCCCCCCGAAGAUGAACAAAGAGGGUUGAUGCGCCUCUCAGAGGACCUCCGGCGGUUGGUACAGGGCUCCGUCCUGAAAAGUGGCCAAGGGAGAUUGGAACUCGAUGAAGAGUCAGAGCUGCCCCCACUCAUUAAAGCCCUGACCCUGCGCAAGACGAAUGAAGUUCGCCAGCAACAGCUUGAGAGGAUACUUAACUCCCUGAUCCAAGAAGAGGCUUAUGAGAGGAAGCGACGCAACACCAUGAUAUUAGCUCCAGCAACUCACCCUCAAGCUGCCACGGUGAAUGUUAAGCUCCACAACAGGAUGGUAGCGAAGGCAGCAGAUCUGCAGGUCUCCGAAAGAGUCUGCUUGGAAGCUGUCGCUAUGAACACAUGCCCACCACUGUACAACCAUCUCCUGGGGGAGAUAGAUAAUGCUGCCAUCAAGGCUCUGGAUGCCAAUCUUUCCACUGGGGCGGAAGUCAAGGAAAUCUACCAGGAACUGAUGAAUACCAUCCCACAGGAUCAUCUGAAGUUUAACCUAGGGCACCUGAUGCAACACACAGCCACCAACAUAGAUCUGGAGAGCUGCUUUGCUUCCUCGACACUGACUCGGAAAAAAUGUGAGCAAGUCAUUAACGAGGAGUUGAGCAAAAUCUUGCCGGCUGGACCGUUCAGCCCGGAAGAAGUGUUAGACACCAUCACGACCCCAAAUCUACCCUUCAAAAAGAAGUCAGCCAAAAAGGCAUACGCUUCUUGGCUCAGAUGGUGGAGGUCAACCUUCAACACGGACGAUUUUCUGAAAUAUAUUAGCACCAGGGAGUCCGAUUAUUUACAGGUGAUCUUUCAUUUGUACGACUGCAAAGAAAUGGAGGAAGAGCCGCCGGUUGAUGAGGUUGAAAUCAGGAAGCAGGUGGAGGUAAAGAGAGAAGUGUUAAAGAAAGCUGGAGAACGCCAGUCCAAGGAGGGAAUGUACCAGCCAGGGAAGUGGAAUUCCAGCAUCGUCAUGGUUGAGGGACUGGGAAGUUUCAUGGACUCUGAUCACAGGCCCGAGGAUCUCAGGACCCUGCAGAAGCGGCUAGAAAGACUCUGGACCGUUCUUCACUUCUCCGAACAGGAAAGGCUGGACAUGGCCAUUAAAUACAGCUCAGGCGACAACUAUCUGCUGCUCCCAGACAUGCUCAAAGCCUGGGAGAUGGCUGCGCAAUCCAUCCAGGAGCGAGAGCUCCUGCUGGCCGAGCUGGAAGCGUUUGAGCAGAUCGCUUCGGACCCAAACCGUUUGUUCAAGAGGGCCCCCAGGUCCUUCGCGUUGCGGUUAAAGGAAUCCGGCACCAGGAGUCGCCUGUACUACGAGUUGACCCACCGUGACUCUGAGCUCUAUCUCAUCCUGAACCAGAUCAAAAUGACGUUCAACGACGUGGUGACCUUCAAGGGGCGCCCGUACCUGGAGAAGAUGGAGUGGGACACUGUGGAGAUGCUGUACUGGUUGCAGCAGGAGCGCAGGGCCAAGGACCUGAAGAAAUUCAUCCAGCGAGGAAGCAGACCACUGAAACUUCCCUCUCUGAUACCAUCGCCCAGCGACCUGCCCCUUGACAACAGCACAAGAGAGGAGUUGUGACUGUUCUGCACAUAUCACAUUAUCCUAUUUGUAAGCAAGCUCUCCUUCAGCCUGGCUGAAGACAUAGAAGUCACUUAGUCAUUUAGUAUAAUAAAAUUAUAUAUUUUUAAUCUAAA